AUGAUAAUUAGUGCUAUUGACAAGCAGUCAGUGCACAGAAUCUGUUCUGGACAAGUUGUGCUUGAUUUGGCAACUGCAGUAAAAGAGUUGGUUGAGAACAGUAUUGAUGCUGGUGCCAGUUGUAUUGACAUCAAAUUUAAGGAUUAUGGAAUUGAAGGCAUCGAAGUUAGCGAUGAUGGAUCAGGCAUUGAUCCUGUCAAUUAUGAAACAUUGGCGUUAAAGCACUAUACUUCCAAGAUUAGUCAGUUUGAAGAUCUCGAGAAAGUUGCAACAUUUGGAUUCCGAGGAGAAGCAAUCAGUUCACUAUGUGCACUCUCACAAUUGAUUGUGAUUACAGCUACUAAAGAACAAGCGCCUAUGGGCAUGAAGCUCGAAUAUGACGACAAUGGAAAGUUGAAAUCAAAGACACCUAUUGCUCGCUCAACUGGAACAACUGUUCAAAUAACAAACAUGUUUCAUUCACUGCCUGUCAGACAAAAGGAAUUUAAAAGAAACUGUAAAAAAGAAUAUGGAAAAGCACUGGCCAUUCUACAAGCUUAUUCUAUUAUAUCCUGCAACAUUAAAAUUUCAGUGUUUAAUCAAUCAGGCAACAAACCAAGUACAAAAGUGAUGUCUACAAACAAGAAUAGAGAUAUAAGAGACAAUAUGUCGAAUAUAUUUGGAUCAAAGAUCGUUUCCCAAAUCGUCCCGUUUGAGAUAAGCCUCGAGAGUCUUUUAGGGCAAGGUUCUGUCGAAGGAUUCAUAUCCAGACCAGAGUGGGGGUUGGGCAGAAGUAGUUCAGAUCGUCAAUACUUUUAUGUAAAUGGUAGACCAUGUAUAUUACCAAAGAUGGCCAAAGCCCUGAAUGAAAUCUAUCGUUCGUUUAUUACAAAUCAAUACCCAUUUAUUGUUGCCAAUUUCAAAAUACCAACUGAUGUUUAUGAUGUGAACGUGAGUCCUGACAAACGAACGAUCUUUAUUCAUGAAGAAAACAAGAUUGCCGAGAUAAUCAUGGAACAACUAAAGGGUCUAUUGGAGCCUAGUCGAUCGACGUUCCAAACGAAUGAUUUGACAACGACAGAAGAAGAGAUUAUUACAACAACAACAACGACAGCAGCCGUGCCAAAGGUAUCGCUGCAGUCGUUUGCAUUGGCUAGCGGGAGUCAUUAUCGACCCAAGAGUAUGUAUGAUACCAACCUUGGCAAGCGAAAUUAUACCAAGACAACUACUAGUAGUGAAACAGGCAAUAUCAAAGAUUACCUGUUAAAAAAGCCAAGAUUAGAUAACGAAGAAGUGGAUGAGUUAACAGAAGAGUACGACAAUCAACCAGAAAGACCAUCAGUUAUAGGGAAUAAUGAUAUACUACAGGCUUCAGAAAUAUCAUCAAUUGCAUCCAUAUCAAGCAUAUCUGAAGCUGUGAUUGAACCUGAUAUUAUAGCGAUAGAUGUCACUCAGAGAAAAGUCAGUGAAAUCACACUAAUGAAUGAUAUAACUGAGCCUAUGACUGUGGAUAUUCAAGAAGAACAGUCAGCCACAGAUAGCUGUCAACACUUUGAGCAACAUAAAGACAUCAGAUCCUAUGAGGGGAACUGGAAAACAAAUGGUCGAUCUAUGACUGUGACCGUAAAGGACUUUGUUAAUAUUCCUAUAAAAAAACAAACAGUGCCUAUAGACAACAUACCGGAUGGUCUCCUGAUGGAUGCUGGUAUUCAAAACGUUCAAGACAAUGAUAAGGCAACGGAGGCAUUAAACCGAGUUAUUCAUAAAUCAGAUUUUGCGAGGAUGAAAGUGCUUGGGCAGUUCAACCUUGGCUUUGUGAUUACUUCAUUAGAUGAUCAAGACCUCUAUAUUAUUGAUCAACAUGCGUCUGAUGAAAAGUACAACUUUGAGACUUUACAAAAGACGGUACGAGUUGAUAGUCAAAAACUAAUAAGGCAAGUUCCACAAAUCCUUGACCUCAGUGCUGCUGAAGAACUUGUCGUCAUGGAUCAUUUGGAUGUUUUUAAAGCGAAUGGGUUUGAUAUUGAAGUAUUGCCUGAUAAUGAACCGACGAAGCGUAUACGUGUCUUAUCACAGCCAGUGACAAAGAAAGCAAUGUUGGAUAAGAAGGACAUAAGCGAAAUUAUCCAUUUGUUGAGCGAGCAUCCUGACGAGAUGGUUCGAUGUAGUCGAAAUAGAGCCAUCUUUGCCUCAAUGGCUUGUCAUAAGGCAGUGAGGAUAGGACAGUCUUUGACAAAGAACAAGAUGACAACGAUUAUAAGACACAUGGGUGAAAUUGACCAGCCAUGGAAUUGUCCACAUGGCCGUCCAACUAUGCGUCAUUUGCUAAGUCUUUCCCAGUUGAAGCAAACGAGAAAACGAAAGUUUAGUUUUAAAGGAACGUUGUUUUGCUGA
This is a messenger RNA of Rhizopus microsporus ATCC 52813, 2373 nucleotides long. RefSeq names its product DNA mismatch repair protein MutL. Gene Ontology annotation, molecular function: ATP-dependent DNA damage sensor activity; mismatched DNA binding; ATP hydrolysis activity. Gene Ontology annotation, biological process: mismatch repair. Gene Ontology annotation, cellular component: MutLalpha complex. The record is from RefSeq and is a predicted model, not a curated record. The transcript has 7 exons. Lineage: Eukaryota; Fungi; Mucoromycota; Mucoromycetes; Mucorales; Rhizopodaceae. Bases 1 to 2373 code for a protein of 790 amino acids.